AUGGCGGACAAGCCGUCACUAGAAGAGGAUCAUAGACUAUUAUCAGACAUGGACAAAACGGAUGCCAUAGGCGGGAAAGCAAACAUCAACAGUGUACAAGAUAGUCCAUUAAGUACAAAAAGUACAGAAUUUAUAACAGUGAAGCAAGUGCCGAUAGAUAUCGACCAGGGAAGUUCAGAAGAUUCAAUUAUGUAUCCACUUUUUAAUAUCGAGCAAGAGAAAAUAGAUUCAGACCAAAAAGAGGUAGACAAGGUAAUUAUACAUCCUAUUGAAGUAGGAACAGUGAAAAUGGGAGUAGGUCUGAACACAUUGGACAGGGAUAAUCCAAUAAUGAGCGUGUUGCAGGCAAUGCCGUCACAAAUGAAGACACAAUUCAAGGGUGAACUGUGCCAUUCAAAAAAUGGAGGCUCUGGGAAGUGCCUGCAUAUCAGCUUAUGUCCAUCAGCCAUCCACAGGGUGUAUAAAGGUAUCGAGCUGGACAUAUGUGGUUUCCAAGGCAGUGCAGCCAUAGUGUGUUGUGAAGAUCCUGCUGCCUCCAGUCAAGUAAUUGCAGGAGAUCGACCAGCUAGAAAGCCAGAAACACCACCAAAUGGACUACCUGAAUCACCAACCAAACAACCAAACAGAAGGUUUGGCUCUGAGUUCCAGCCUCCUACUACACAAUUUGGUAACACUUCCAGUCAGAAAACUAGGAGGAGUAUUAGUGAAGAGAAAUGUGACGAGUAUACAAGGUCGGUGCAAGAUAUAUUUGAAGCUCUACCACUCCUUCCAGAUGCUGAUCCACUAAUUAUAAAAGUGGACAAAUGUGAUUUUGAGAAUCUGCCACUAAUUGUUGGAGGGGAGGACACUGAUGUUGGAGAGUUUCCUCACAUGGCUGCUAUUGGUUAUCAAGUUGAUGGUAAUCUGGAAUGGAACUGUGGGGGAUCAUUAAUCAGUGAAUAUUAUGUCCUUACUGCUGCACACUGUUCUUUAACAAAUUACAGGUAUCCUGCAGUGAUAGUUCGUCUUGGUGAGAUGAAUCUGAAACGUGAUGAUGAUGGAGCACAUCCUGUGGAUUAUCACAUUGCAGAUUUAGUGCGCCAUCCUGAAUACAAAGGACCAAGCAAAUACAAUGAUAUUGCUCUGUUACGUCUUAGUGAGCGUGUGGAUUUCAACAAGUUUAUACGACCUGCUUGUCUCUACACACAUGAUAAAUUCUCUGUCAGCAAGACAGUUGCUACUGGUUGGGGUAAAAUUGAAUAUGCUGGAAAAACAAGUGACACUUUGCGGAAAGUUGUUCUUGAUAUAAUAGAUAAUGAAAUGUGCAAUAACUUAUGGAAAAGUCUUCGCAAGCUCACAAGUCUGCCUCGUGGAAUUGCACCAUCAAUGAUGUGUGCUGGGGUCCUUACAGGUGGCAAAGACACUUGUCAGGGUGAUUCUGGUGGACCAAUUCAGAUAUCUACCAAAGGAAAUCAAUGUGUAUAUCAUGUUAUUGGAGUGACAUCAUUUGGGAGUUACUGUGCUGGAGAAGAUUCACCAGGAAUAUAUACACGUCUCUCUUCUUUUAUUCCAUGGAUUGAGAGCAUUGUGUGGCCAGAUGGUUAGCUUAAAGAACGGAUCACUAAUUUGAGAAAAGUUUUUAAAAGUCAGCCUUGUCAUAUAUUUUAAAUUUAAAGCUGAAAUCAGGAAUGUCUCAUGUGGUUACCUGAUUGUUUCAUCGGUGUAUGUUGUGGUUACAGAUCUGACACUCAGAUAUUCAGCCAAAAAGUUGUUAAAAUCAAUUCACUACAUAUGCUAUCAA
This is a messenger RNA of Schistocerca piceifrons (Central American locust), 1780 nucleotides long. RefSeq names its product serine protease snake-like. Bases 1 to 1584 code for a protein of 527 amino acids. The transcript is spliced from 8 exons. Gene Ontology annotation, molecular function: serine-type endopeptidase activity. The record is from RefSeq and is a predicted model, not a curated record. Gene Ontology annotation, biological process: proteolysis. Lineage: Eukaryota; Metazoa; Arthropoda; Insecta; Orthoptera; Acrididae.